Messenger RNA from Trifolium pratense (red clover), 4124 nucleotides. RefSeq lists its product as uncharacterized. The coding region runs from base 276 to 1004 and encodes 242 amino acids. Gene Ontology annotation, biological process: defense response to fungus. Lineage: Eukaryota; Viridiplantae; Streptophyta; Magnoliopsida; Fabales; Fabaceae. The record is from RefSeq and is a predicted model, not a curated record. Gene Ontology annotation, cellular component: nucleus. The transcript is spliced from 2 exons.
UUUCCCGUGGAACAAGCAACUGCAUAAGUUAUUAUUAUUAUUUUUUUAAAAAAGGUUGUUAUUAUUCUGUUUCCAUCGAUCGAUUUCUGAGUUUCACAAACCCUAAUUUGGUCGUUGAUUCAAUACUAUUCUCCUCCUCCAAUUAGUGAAAACUACUCGCAGCUAAGCCACUAAUCUGAAGAUUUCAAUCAAACCUGCAAUCGUCGACAAAGGGAUCAGCCAAGUCAGGAGUUGUGAAGUUUAGCUGGAAUUUGAUUUCAAACAACUAUAAGACGAUGAAAAGAGUGUCCUCUAACGACGCAUCAUGUAUUGAGGAAUAUCCCAGAAAAAAGAGGGCUGUUGUGAUUACGGGUGAGUCUAAAAGAUUCAAAGCAGGAUCCACUGCUCCAUUGCCAGAAAAGGUAGAUGCUAUUGCUUACCCACAUAAUAAUAUGGGUGAAAAAUACAUGCAUUAUUCCUACACUAAUUGUACCAAUCAAUUAUAUGAAACGAGGAAACCUUGUAAUGUUACAACACACUUUCCUGAAUCCGUUGAAGAACCAGAUUAUUCUUGUAGUAAUCUGAGUUCAGUUGCCAGCUGUAGUGUAAUAAGUGGUAGUGAAUUUUUUGGUGAUACAUUAGCAGGUCCUUGCCAAGAUGAUGAAGAUACCCUUUGCAGUGGUGCAGAAUAUCUAGAUGUUGAAGAUGUGGAUGGAUUUUAUGGCGAUAGGUUAGCACAUCCUUGCCAUAGUGAUGAAAAUACCGUUUGCAGUGAUGCAGAAUCUCUAGAUGUUGAAGAUGUGGAUGAAGGAUGUGACAUUUUUCCAAAAGAGGUUGUAGCAGAAAAAAUCCAUAGGUUAGAGUUGAAUGCUUAUCUCUGUACCUUAGAGGCAAUGUAUGCUUCUGGUCCUUUAAGUUGGGAAAAAGAGGGAUUGUUGACUAAUCUUCGUAUUUCACUCAAUAUCUCAAAUGAUGAACAUUUGAUGGGAAUAAAGAACUUAGUUUCCUCUGGUCAGAAUUUUUAAAUGUUUAUGUAGUGGAGUUUGCCGUUCAAUUUUUCAUUUUUGAAAACCCAUGUACAUCAUUAUUAGGUUCUAAACAAGAUAAUAUUUGUACAAUUCAUUAUGUUCUAGAAAUUAUGAUGCCACACUCAAUAUGAACAUACCAAUUAUCAUGUUAUAAUGCUGUGUAUUUUAUUUAUCCUAUUUUGAAUUUUAGGAUCCUAUUCCUUGUCCUGUUUUUUCCCAAUAUUAUUAUAAGUUCUGAUGCUAUGUAUAUCAUUUAAUUUCUUAAUUUUAUUCAAUAAACUCUUUUAGCUGUCUAUUUUAUCGUAUUAAAUUUUUCCACCAUUUGAUUAUUGAUGAAUCAAAAUCAUUUUCCAGGGCCAGUGUAGGAGGCUUGCACGCCUUGCUUGCAAUGGCUAAAUAUGAUGUUAGGUCUGCCUCGUUAUCUCUGCAAAUUAAUUGGUUACAUCUACCAGUAAUUAUCUCAGAGAUAAGAAAUUUCUGACCUCUCUUUGUUAUGAUUGUUUAUGUGCUUUCCAAUAAUAUUGGAUAUCUCAGGUGUGCUUAGAACUCACACUUGCCAUGUCAUAGCCAGAACAUGGACUUGCUUAAAAGCUGCAGGCACGACUCUUGUAUGGAUGAUCUUCUAAUGCAUUAUUCAGAUCAUUAGUCACACAAUUUGCAAUUCACUUCGGUACAUGGUACGGAUUCGGGUAAACGGUAUGCUAUUUAGCACGUUCAAAUAUAACCAGUAUGUUAUGAAUUAAAAAUAUUAUUUAGUACUUGACCAAAAAGAAAAAAAAAUAGUUAAAAAAAUAAAAAAGAUGUUGAAGAUAUCAAUAUCAUCAAUAUAAAUUAUUUAGAUUUGCAAAAAAAAAACCCUUCGGUUCUUCUUUCUCCAGUGAUUUUAAUUAUCUUGCACAAUUGUUCCAACUUCCAUUUUUAACUUGCCAUUAAUCAUAGAAUGGUGGAAACUGAGCAUGAAAUUUCCCCUUUUCUUCACCCCAAAUUUGAAUUCAAUACCGCAUAAGUGAAAAACAGUGAGAUUUUUGACCAGUUCUAUCUUCCAUCUUGUUAGUAUGUUGAUUUCUGUGAAUUCCACACAAAUUUUGACGAACCAAUUUGCAAAAGUACCGCGAACCAAUAGCUGUGAAUCAAUUUGUGGUUCCUUGUUAGGGUAACGGAUUCUGCAAUUAUGGUUCAGAUAAUGGUAGUCUAUUUUAUUUAUAUGCAUGCCGUGUGGAUUAUCUUCUUGUGGCUUGAAUACUCAUCUCACCAGUUGAAAAGCAAGUUAUGCCAGGAUGUUACAAUGUGUUAAAUCUAGGUAGUUAACUGUGCCACUAUUUAUUUAUGUCUUGUCAUGUGGUCUCAGGUAUUCAACGGUGUCAUAUCUUUAGUGUAAACUUUACUUUGCCCUUAUUUCCCAUGAUUCCCAAGCUUUCAUCAGGGUUUUAUGGCCAUUUUGUUGUGCCCUCCACUCACUUUUCUUCUGGGUUCGUCACCCUGAGUCCCCCUAACCUCCACACACUCUCUCCUUUAGUAUUCAUUUAUCAUACAUUCAACAGGGUGCCAUUGUUUCUUGAUUUCAAUACUCAUUGGCAUUAUUGUCUAUUUUUUCUUUCAUGAAGAGCACUCUUGAACUUGUAUUGACUGCUUUGAGUUGAAGUAUAUAUUUUUAAGGUAAAAUUUCCAUAUUAGUAUGCUUAACUAGUGUCCGGGGGCACGGUUUAGCAUUUUCCUAUUUUUAAAGGGGUAGAUUAAUUGUAUUGUUCCUCUCUAAUUGAUUUUUCUGUUUAUUGGGUGUUAGGGUUUAUUGAUCCAUCUUCUGAUUUCAAAUUAUCUGGGGUGAUACAUUGCGCUAACAUUGCAACUUAGUUCCUUUGUAGACAUUUUUAACUGUAUUUUUUUUUUUUUUGUAAUUAUAGCAUGUAGCCUUGAUAUUAAUGUACAAACCUCAUCUUGGCAAUUUGAAAGAUUAAUUAGCUAUACAUUUUGUUUCAAUGCAUUUUUUAGGUUAAGAUAUUCUGAAGUUCAUUUAGGUAAUUCUUGCUGUUUCUUUGACUAUUUUCCUGUCAUUCCUGCUGAGCUAAUCAAGUUUUGACUUUGAUAUCAAAAAGGCUUGUGGAAAGGAAGUACUGUACUUGAAAAGAUAAUACCAACAAAUAUGUGAAGUUUGACUUGCGCUGAUUACUGGCUUGCGAAAGCAAAGUACAGUAUUUCAGAUGAUGAUUUGAAAAGCAACUUUAUGCACAUGUGUUUUUUUGUUUUUUUGACAAUAACUUUAUGCACAUGUUAGAGUUCAAAGGUGUUGGUAUUAUUAGCUCUUGGUUCGUUCCAUUCGUUUAAAGUUUAUAUUUGCAGCUAUUAUCAUCUCAGCUGAAUAUGAGUUUCUUAACAUGCCUCAUUUAUAAUUUUUUAAUGUUCAUAAUUAUUAAGCACAAUAAUCUAAAUUAGCAUCUUAAAAAAAUUAUUAAGGGUGUGUUUGGUUGUGAGAAGAAAGUGAGAAGAGAGAAAUAAGUAUGAGAGAAUAUAAGAAGAGAGAAAUAGGUGAGAGAUAGAGUAGAUUUGAUGUCUUGAUUGCUAUAAGAGAAAAAUAGAAGAAAUAGAGAAGAAAGAAGUGUUUCUUAUUUUUGAAAGUACCAAAAUGUCCCUAACUAAAAAAAUUAUAAAAAACUAAAAGAACAAUUUGAAAAGGACAAAAAGGACAAUAACAUAAAUCGAUUGAAAAACUAAUUUUGUUUCCUCUUUCUUCUCACUUGCGGCCUGUGGGAUGAUUGGAAAAGUGAGUGGGAUCCACCAAAUAUUCUUCUCUAUUCUCAAUUUCCCUCCAUACCAAACAAGAGACAUGUCCAACUUUUCUUCUAUUUCUCUCUUCUCUAUCUCUCUCUUCUCUAUUUCUCUCAAACCAAUCAAAGGCUAAAUCAGUUUCACCAAUAUUAUAACUCUAAUUACAUUUCAUCAAUACUUAUUCAUUUUAAAUAAAAUUAUCCCUAUUGUCAAAAAAAAUAAAAUAAUCCCUAAUCCCCAAAUUGCCCCUUAUGAAUUUGAUGCAAAUUUGAAGGGAGUUUGUUUAUUCUCGGUUGGCUGUCAAGCUUGCAACCGGUUAAUUUAAUUCGUUUGUCAUGUACUAAUAUUGAACCA